Coffea eugenioides is the source of this 543-nucleotide messenger RNA. RefSeq lists its product as uncharacterized. Lineage: Eukaryota; Viridiplantae; Streptophyta; Magnoliopsida; Gentianales; Rubiaceae. The transcript has a single exon. Gene Ontology annotation, molecular function: nucleic acid binding; RNA-DNA hybrid ribonuclease activity. The record is from RefSeq and is a predicted model, not a curated record. Bases 1 to 543 code for a protein of 180 amino acids.
AUGGCAAAACCUGUACUAUCUGAUCGGCUCGCGAGAUGGUACCUCCAAUUUCAACAAUUUGAAAUUAUUUAUGUACCUGCGAAAGCUGUCAAAGGACAAAUAUUGGCAGACUUUUUAGCCGAUCAUCCCGUACCUGCCGAGUGGGAAUUGACUGAUGAACUUCCCGAUGAAGAAGUGUUUAUGGUCGAUUCGCCGUGGUCAAUGUAUUUCGAUGGAGCUGCUCACCGCGAUGGAGCUGGUGCGGGAGUUGUCUUUUAUACUCCUGAAGCAGAUAUAUUGCCAUACUCUUUCACUUUAACACGUCGGUGUUCAAACAAUGUGGCCGAAUAUCAAGCAUUGAUUCUCGGUCUGGAAACGGCCGUAGACAUGAAGCAAUUGCAUCUUAGAGUUUAUGGUGAUUCAAAAUUGGUGGUAAAUCAACUUCUUGGUAUUUAUGAUGUCAAGAAACCCGAAUUAAUCCCAUAUUAUAAGUAUGCAAGACAGCUCAUGGGAUAUCUGGGCGAUGUCACUAUAGAACAUAUCCCUAGAAAUUUCAACCAAUAA